Messenger RNA from Ostreobium quekettii, 717 nucleotides. Lineage: Eukaryota; Viridiplantae; Chlorophyta; Ulvophyceae; Bryopsidales; Ostreobiaceae. The record is from the annotation of a GenBank genome assembly.
AUGCAGCUCUGGUCCAAGGCGCUGAAGGCCGCGCUGUUUGUGCUGAGCCUAUUCGUCCCUGCGUGGAAGUCCUUGGAGGCCAUCGAGUCACCAAACUCUAUCGAUGACCGGCAGUGGCUUUCGUACUGGCUGGUCUACGCCAUCACAGCAAUGCUGGAAAGGGCCUUGUGGCCCAUUCUGCAGUGGGUGCCCUUCUACAUGGAGGUGAAGGUGGCAAUCAGCGCCUGGCUCGUGAUGCCCCAGUUUAAGGGCGCCCUGUACACCCUGCAGCUGCACGUGCUGCCCCACGUCCUGGCCUUAAGGGACUACCUCCGUACCAUUCCGGCGCUGCAGGAGGCCCUUGGGGGCUCAGAUGGCGCUGACUGGUCAACACCAAAGUCAAUGCCCACAUCGCCGCUGAGUGCCCGCUCGUCCACCGACAUCGCCGAAAAGCACGCCCAGGCCGAGGCCUUGUUAGCCCAGGCGCGGAGGGUGCUGGACAGCAGGCUGACCAGCCUGGAGAGCGCCAAGGCCAGGGGCAACGUGUUCGAGCUGAAGAUGGCGGAGAAGGCGCUGCACAAGUCCAUGGAGCGUCUCAACAAGGUGAUAUCUAAGGGUGCCGCGGAGGAUUCUAUCAACAGGCACGGCGCGGUCAACAAGCAGGGUCUUCUCAGCCCGCGCGACCGACACAGAUUCGGGGCGGCCGCUGACGAGAAUGCCGUGCCGAACGGGUUGUGA